AUGGAUGACAAUGAGUAUGUUUACUUUAAGUUGGUACUACUGGUAUUGGAACAGCUUUUAAACGCACUUGCUUUCUGGUUGAGUAUCAAGUUUAUCAUAGCCUUAAACCACACAACCUUGUUUUUAAGUAAUCAGAAGUACUACAUAAUAAACGUGGUACUGUCGUCUAUGCUUACAUUAGUAACACAGUAAGUUUUAAAUAAAAAAAUAUUUUUAAAAAUAUUUUUUGAUACAGUAACUUUAAGCUGCUUUUGACUUUAAGGCGUUACUAAAACUAAAUAUAUAUUUAUAUCUUUAGGCUUUUCCUUCGCAUAGAUGAAAAUGUAACUCCACUUCCAAAGCCUUUAAAAGUACUAAUUGAUUACAUGCACAACCUGGGUGACAGUGUUAUUCUGAGUAUGGUACUACAAAUAAUGUCCUUUAUCGACUGUUUUUACAGUACCGUAAACCCUGUUCACAUUAAAACAAAUACUACUGGAAUCAUAUGUGUUUCUAUAGUAAGUUGUCAUAUCUCAAGUUUUAAAACUUGUCAUAAACUUAAAUUUUCUACAAAUGUCGAAAGCAAAACUUUGAAUGUAAAUAGAGGCUAAUAUAGAGUUUCAAGUUGUAUGGUGUUCGUUAAUGUUUAUAUUAUAUAUAUUUCAGUGGAUAUGUUGUUUGAUCCAUCAAAAGCUGAGCGAGUAUGGCAUACCUCCAGGCUAUAUCUCUAUGACCCUACAAGCCGUUUUAAAUGUCAUUUGCUGGUUGUUUGUUAUCGGCCUUAUUUUGAUUGGAAGGUACAAGUACAAGCAUCAAACAGUUGGUGAUAUGAAGGAAAAAUACAGAGUAAGUAACAUAAUUCCAUAUGGCGAUAAAUACCUUCAUAUACAUACUUGUUUCAAUGGAACGUCACACCUUCAGUAGUUUACUAAACUCGUUAAUUUAGACAUCACUAUUACUACGAACCUUAAACGUCCUCAAAACGUUGGCCAUACUGAGUGCUAUCAGAAACUUUAUCCUCUCUACUCUUAUCAUGCUUCUGUUGGCGUAAGUACAAAAUUAAUGAAAAUGAACAUGCUCUUAACUUUAUUAACUAUCCGAUGCUCUCCAAAUUGCCAAAACUGUUAUUUAAACUCUCUAAACAUUUAUUUACAGCUCUGUAAUCCCAGGAAACGAUGCCGUAGGCUUUGUCUACAACUACACCAUGACAUUCUACACAAUCUUAAGUCCCAUUUUCAUGAUUCAAAGACACGAUGAAUUGAAAAAAGUAUUCUUAAACCAUCCAAAAGUAAUCAAGGUUACUACAAUGUCAACGAACGACACCCACUAUGUGCCAAAAAAUGUUGUGGGAGAGGUUUUGAGGGUUUCGAAUGAAAGAGAUCACCACUUCAAACAGAUGACUUCGAACUGGCAGACAGCUCCGCGACAUACGAAUCGCUGUACAGAUAGUGUUGUUAUUGAGUUGUAA
Bursaphelenchus okinawaensis is the source of this 1447-nucleotide messenger RNA. Lineage: Eukaryota; Metazoa; Nematoda; Chromadorea; Rhabditida; Aphelenchoididae. The record is from the annotation of a GenBank genome assembly.